Molecule: messenger RNA, 612 nt
Organism: Echinostoma caproni
Lineage: Eukaryota; Metazoa; Platyhelminthes; Trematoda; Plagiorchiida; Echinostomatidae
Source: the annotation of a GenBank genome assembly
AUGAGUUCCGAUAGUAUAUUCAACCCAGCUUCAAUCCCCGAGCAUGAGUCCAUCGUACCCGGCGUGGUUACUCGCCUCCCAGAUUUUUGCGCCGCCAGCCCCCUUUUCUGUUUCCGGCUUCUCGAGGUAGAAUUCGAGAAUGCUGGCAUUACUGCCGAUCGUCACAAGACCAAAUGGACAAUCAGUAAGCUGCCCCAAGAUGUAGCCUGGCAACUACAGGAUGUCAUUAUGGCCCACCCCAAGUACUCCGUCCUCAAAGACGCCGUGAUUAAACGGACCUCUCCGUCCGACGUUGAGCGAGUGCGGCGUCUUUUUAAAUAUCUGUCACUGGGGGACCGCACCCCAUCUGCCCUGCUGCAAGAGAUGCAACAAAUACUAGGUCUAUCCGUCAUCAGCGAGGAAAUUCUGAGGGAGAUCUGGAUGCAGCGACUCCCGACGGACGUGCAAGCAAUUGUUGCGUCCGCCCGUAAGUCCCCUCUUACGGUUGCGGCAUCCAUUGCCGAUGAGAUGAUGAUCCGCCUUCGGCCCCAGGUGUCCGUAGUAGCCCGUCCCCCAAUUUCCACUGAUAUCACUACCUUAGGCGAUAUUUCCCGUGUGAUCCCUUGUUCUUAA